GUUUGAUUUUCAUCAUAGUUCUGAUGAGUGAUGAUCCUAAACCUUCCUGCAGGAAGGGUCUAGUCAUGAUCGUGGUUUAUAUGCUCGAUGCUUUGAGGAGCUGUUUGAUUUAUCCAAUUCAGAUGCAACUUCCACAUCUAAAUUUAGAUUCUCAGUUUCAGUCUAUGAGCUUUAUAAUGAACAGAUAAGAGAUUUGCUUUUGGAAUCUGGUAGGGAUCAUCCAAAAAUUGUCCUUAGUUUACCAGAUUGUUUUGUGGAACUUGUACAAGAAAAGGUGGAGAACCCUCUGGAAUUUUCCAGAAUCCUCAAAGUAGGAUUUCAGAAUCGAGGAAGCCAUACAUCAAAGUUUAACGCUACUCAUCUAUUGUGAUCCUGUGUUCCCGACAGUGGUGACAUGCCCAUCAGAUGCGCCUAACAUAUCUAGGUUUGGCCGUUUGGCAGCAUCCAUAUUGGACUGGGAUGCCUUGGGCUUCUCUGGCCAUUCAGGCCAGCAUCUCAACAUCAGCCCUCCUUAGUUCUAUCAUCGAGGAGAGCGACAAGAGAACUUUCUCAUGCCCAGGUGCAAUGAUGAUUGCCUUUGGAGCUGAUACGUCUUUGAUCUUCAAGCAUUCUCCCACAACAACAUUUCCUAAAGUGGCUCCCCUUUCUGAAUUCCUUUGGGUGGAGGUCCCGGAUGAUCCCUUUGGCAAUGGACGAAAUACUUUCUGGUUGUCACAGAAACUCAAGAGGAACACUAAGCUUGGCACACAG
Cuscuta campestris is the source of this 750-nucleotide messenger RNA. The record is from the annotation of a GenBank genome assembly. Lineage: Eukaryota; Viridiplantae; Streptophyta; Magnoliopsida; Solanales; Convolvulaceae.